CUGGAUCAUACAUCUCGAACAUAACAAAUGGUAGACGAUUAAUCAGGAAACAAGCAGUGGAUACAACGUCAGUUCAGAAUUGCUUAGAAACUUGUGUCUGAAACAAGAAAACUCGAGCAAUCUCAAAACCACAGACUGACAGGAGCAUUGGAGAGAAAAAACCUAGAGUUGGUUGUGAUGAAGGGCCUUCUGUGACAGAAUUUGGCUACAAUUUUAAGAGGCAAGAAUUUGAGAUUGAGUACGAAAAUGAUGCAGAGCAAUUAUUGGCGGACAUGGAAUUCAAGAACAGUGACACUGAUGCAGAGCGUGAGUUGAAACUGCGGGUAUUACGAAUAUACUCGAAAAGGCUUGAUGAGAGAAAACGCAGGAAAGAUUUCAUACUGGAAAGGAAUUUACUUUAUCCUGACCCUUUUGAGAAGAAUCUCUCACCUGAAGAGAAGCAAAUAUAUCAGCGCUACAAGGUUUUCAUGCGGUUUCAUUCGAAAGAAGAGCAUGAGGAACUGCUUAAGAGUGUUAUUGAGGAACAUCGAAUUGUCAAAAAAAUCCAGGUUCUUCAGGAAGCUCGAGCCGCUGGUUGUAGAACAGUUGCUGAGGCAAAUAGAUUUAUUGAGGAGAAGAGGAAGAAGGAUGACGAAGAAAGUGCCCAUAGGUUAAAAGAAGGCAUCCAGAUUAGUCAAAGUGGUAAAGUCUUACAAAGGACAAAUAAUCUCAAGGGUGAAGUUGAUGGCAGUCCUCGGGGAGCGGCAAAGGGUUUACAGCCUUUUGGGAAGGACUCGUCUUCCACUACCACAGGACAAGCUAUCUCAAUCUCCUUGGAUGAUUGGGAUAUCAAUGCCUUCCUUGGGGCUGAUUUACUGUCUGAUACUGAAAAGAGGCUCUGCUGUGAAAUCAGGGUACUUCCCUCGCACUAUCUAAACAUGUUGCAGACCAUAUCAAUGGAGAUUAUGAAGGGAAAUAUCACCAAGAAAUCAGACGCAUAUAACUUGUUCAAGGUAGAACCAAGCAAAGUGGAUAGAAUUUAUGACAUGCUGGUUAAAAAGGGGAUUGCUCAGGCAUAAUUAAUUAACCACAUAUCUCCACCAUAUAUGUAUGUCGACUUGUACAGUUUCUAUUUUUAUUUGGGCCCUAAUGCUGAUACCAGAUAGAGUUAUAUUAAUAUGAGUGUAGUUGUCAUCUUGUAAUUAGUGAACAAUAAGAUACAAAGAGCAGUUUGUGCAAAUCUUCUUCAUGUCUAAAUGCCCUUUACGGCA
Messenger RNA from Carica papaya (papaya), 1250 nucleotides. The record is from RefSeq and is a predicted model, not a curated record. NCBI's taxonomy places the organism in Eukaryota, Viridiplantae, Streptophyta, Magnoliopsida, Brassicales, Caricaceae.